Molecule: messenger RNA, 1054 nt
Organism: Coffea eugenioides
Lineage: Eukaryota; Viridiplantae; Streptophyta; Magnoliopsida; Gentianales; Rubiaceae
Product: glycine-rich protein A3
Exons: 3
Coding region: 214-741 (175 amino acids)
Source: RefSeq, a predicted model, not a curated record
UGAAGCAACCGCGUUCGAAAACAAACAAGAUAAACAUCGCGUGUGCAAACAGCCAUGGCCCAAAGCAUAACCAAUUCUUUUAUGGCAACAAUAAAUAUUUGGUAAAGCUACUUCUACUACUUUUUUUCUCUCAAAUUUCAAUCAAUCCAUUUCCUACCAAGUUGCCGAAUCAGUUAGUUUGUGAGUGCGCUUAACAAUCCAAGGUUAAUAACAAUGGGAGACAAUGAUGAUAAUCGGGACAAAGGGUUAUUUUCACAUCUUGCUGGAUAUGCUGCUGGACACUAUCCACGGCCACAUGGGGCAUACCCUUAUCCUCCUCCUCCUGGUGCAUAUCCUCCUGCAGGUUAUCCUCCUCCUGGCGGAUAUCCACCAUCUGGGUAUCCUCCGCCUGGUGGAUAUCCUCCUUCUGGGUAUCCUUCUCCAGCUGGAUACCCACCGGCACCGCCACCAGGAUAUCCGCCACAUGGUGGAUAUCCUCCUGCUGGUUAUCCUGGUCCCUCAGGUCACCAUCACUCGGGGCAUGGACCUCCAAUGGGUGCAUUACUAGCUGGUGGUGCUGCAGCAGCGGCUGCUGCAUAUGGGGCUCACCAUCUGGCACAUGGUGCACACCAUGUUGGUCAUGGUGGGUAUUAUGGUCAUCAUCAUCAUCAUCAUGGGAAGUUUAAGCAUGGGAAAUUUGGAAAGCAUGGAUUCUAUGGAAGGCACAAGCACAAGUUCAUGGGGUUCAAGAGAUGGAAGUGAUUUGUGUGUCUUGGGAUUUGUUUCUUCCAUUCUGUGUUGCUGCUUUCUCCAGGAUCACUGUGUUUUAUUGGUUUGGUUGAAGAAUUUUUUGAAUAAUUUGGAAACUAAAUUCAGCGUGUAUAUAAAUACAUAUAGCUAGAUUUCAGCGUGCAUUUUUCUCUAUAUAGUUUAAGAAUUUGGUCACUUUGCUGUCACUUAGCUUGUUUAUGCAGAUUUGGUUUUUGGUACUUACGGAUGUUAGUAACACUAUCCUUGUGUUAGUAUUUCCUAUCUCCCUCAUGAGAAAAAUAAAUAACCAGAGACUUCUUGCCUA